Molecule: messenger RNA, 1545 nt
Organism: Thlaspi arvense
Lineage: Eukaryota; Viridiplantae; Streptophyta; Magnoliopsida; Brassicales; Brassicaceae
Source: the annotation of a GenBank genome assembly
GCAAAAUUCGAUGACCCUUCAAAUCUUAUCUCUGACGUGUCCAUCACUCUCCAGAUAUUUUUCUUCUUCUCGGCCUCUUCAUAGUUUAAAUACUCAACAACCACACAACAGUUUCACUUCAUCAUCGUCACUGAAACCUAAACAUCUCCUCCUCUCAAAAUGGCGGCCUUUACUUCCACUGUCUCUCUCUCUUCAACCAAGUCCCAGAGGCUUUUCGAUUCCUCCUCUUUCCAUGGCUCAUCCAUCUCCGCCGCUCCCGUCUUCCUCGGCCUCAAGUCGCGAUCUCCUUCCGCCGUCUCCGUUCGUGCCACCGCUGGCUACGAUCUCAACGCCUUCACCUUCGACCCGAUCAAGGAAUCGAUCGUGUCCCGCGAGAUGACGAGGAGGUACAUGACUGAUAUGAUCACUUACGCCGAGACCGACGUCGUCGUCGUCGGUGCUGGAUCCGCUGGAUUAUCCUGCGCUUACGAGAUCAGCAAGAACCCUAACGUUCAGGUCGCUAUCAUUGAACAAUCCGUUAGUCCCGGCGGUGGCGCGUGGCUCGGUGGUCAGCUUUUCUCCGCCAUGAUUGUGCGUAAACCAGCUCACUUGUUCCUAGACGAGAUCGGUGUAGCUUACGACGAGCAAGACACCUACGUCGUGGUCAAGCAUGCUGCUCUGUUCACAUCAACCAUCAUGAGCAAGCUCUUGGCUCGUCCCAACGUGAAGCUCUUCAACGCCGUGGCCGCAGAGGAUCUGAUCGUCAAGGGAAACAGAGUCGCCGGUGUGGUGACUAACUGGGCGCUAGUGUCGAUGAACCACGACACACAGUCUUGCAUGGACCCCAACGUCAUGGAGGCAAAGAUCGUCGUGAGCUCGUGUGGUCACGACGGUCCCUUCGGAGCCACCGGUGUUAAGCGGUUGAAGAGCAUCGGGUUAAUCGACCAUGUUCCUGGGAUGAAGGCCCUUGACAUGAACACUGCCGAGGAUGCGAUCGUGAGAUUGACCAGAGAGGUUGUUCCCGGUAUGAUUGUCACCGGUAUGGAAGUUGCUGAGAUCGAUGGCGCACCAAGGAUGGGACCUACUUUUGGAGCUAUGAUGAUAUCAGGACAGAAGGCGGGACAACUUGCUCUUAAAGCUUUGGGACAGCCCAACGCUUUGGACGGAACCUUUGUCGGAGACCUAAGCCCGGAGCUGGUCUUAGCCGCUGCUGAUUCUGCUGAAACAGUAGACGCUUAAAAGACGAGGUUUUUAACUUUCUAAGAAAAAAUUUCCCUUGAUCCUUCUUCUGAUGUGGAAGGUGUUGCAAUAAAGGAGGAGUUUAGAUGGUUUAAAAGUUUCAAGUGACGACUAUUUCAUGUUUUGAACUUUCUGGUGUCUUUGUCUAUCUUUGUUUCCCUCUCAAUGAAAAUGUUUCUUCGGUGUAAAAUUGCCUUGAUUCUCUUCUGUUCAUUCGUAAUGUGUGUUCUUCUCCGAUAUUCUUUACUUGUUUUAUUAGUACAAGGAGCUCAGUUAGCCUCUGUCUGCUUAACUAGUUUGAAUGUUCUGUUUCGUAUCAGUUUAAAU